AUGACAUCCGAUCGUAGUUGGGUUGGUCGUAGUCGAUACAAUGAGUUAAAGUAUAUAACGGAAGAAUACAAGAAUGGUGUGGAUAGUUUUCUUAAAUUUGCUUGUGAUAAUCUUAAAGAUGAAGAUGAAGGGCUUAUUAGAUGUCCAUGUCAAAAGUGUAAAAAUAGGUAUUUCAAAGAUUCUAGUGGUGUGAAAGUUGAUUUGUAUCUUCAUGGGAUUAUGCAAUGGUAUACCAAAUGGGAUUUACAUGGGGAGAAGGAUAUGCCCCGAGUUGAAGUUGGAAUGAGUUCCGGUUGUAAUGAUGAUGAUGACAUGUAUGAUGCUCAUAACAUGCUAAGAGAUUUUGCAGAUGCAAAUAGAUAUUUUGAGAAUUUUGAGGAGGAACCAAAUGCCGAUGCCAAAGAAUUUUACAAUAUGGUGAAUGAUGCCUCUGAACCAAUCUAUCCAAAUAACAAGGAUUACACAAGAUUGUCAUUUGUAAACAAGCUACUACAUUUCAAGAACAAGCAUCAUUGUAGUAAUAAUGGCUUCGAUGAGUUACUUUGCCUUAUUGGAUCGGUGUUACCCGAUGGUCACAAACUUCCCAAGAGCUAUUAUGAGGUGCGAAAGAUGAUAUCGGGAUUGCAUAUGGGAUAUGAAAAAAUUGAUGCUUGUGAAAAUGAUUGCAUGUUAUUUUACAAGGAAGACAUCAACAAGACACAUUGUGAUAUAUGUUAUACAAGCCGAUACAAGGAGCAAAAGGAUCCAAAGAAGAAGAAGAUCGCACGAAAGAUCUUGCGCUACUUUCCUCUCACCCAAAGGUUGCAACGCUUGUUUAUGGCUGAGAAGACAGCUGAGUGUAUGAGGUGGCACCACAACAGAGUUGUAGUUGAAGGCCAGUUAUCUCACCCCGCUGAUGGUGAUGAGUGGAAGCAUUUUGAUAGUAGAUUCCCGCACUUUUCAAAGGAGAUUCGAAAUGUUAGACUUGGCCUUUCCACUGAUGGAUUUGACCCAUUUCGUGAUGCACAUGCAAGGGAAUAUACAGUGUGGCCUGUGGUGGUUGUGGUGUACAACCUUCCUCCAUCUAUGUGCACGAAGGCUCCAUACAUGUUCAUGCCUCUUCUCAUUCCUGGACCGAGUGAUCCUACAAAAGAUCUUCAUGUUUAUCUUCGACCAUUGAUUGAUGAAUUGAAACUAUUGUGGCACACCGGGGUGGAAACAUAUGAUAGAUUCUCACGUACCAAUUUCAUGAUGAAGGCAACACUAAUGUGGACAAUCAGUGACUUUCCCGCACUUGCCAUGCUUAGUGGAUGGUCAACUAAAGGCAAGUUGUCUUGUCCAGUUUGUAUGGGAGAAGUUAAAGCCACUCAACUGAAACAUGGUGGUAAACCUAGCUUUUAUGGCACUGCUCGAUAUUUCUUGGACCAAGAUGAUCCACUUAGAAGAAGUACAAAGUUUGGUAGAACUAAGGCACUAUCAGUCACAUAUCGACAUUCUGGAAUAAUAGCAAAGACAAUGUGCGAGCAGAUACAGUUUCCCCCUCCAGGAAAGACAUCCUGGAGAAAACCCAGGGAUUAUGGUGUGACACAUAAUUGGACUCACUUUUCGCCAUUUUUUGAGCUCCCUUAUUGGGAGACACUUAGACUUCGUCAUUGCAUUGAUGUCAUGCACACUGAGAAAAAUGUUUUUGACAACAUAUUCUGCACAUUGAUUAAUGACAAGAAGAAGUCGAAAGACAACUUGAAGGCAAGACGUGAUUGCAUGGAAUUGGGAAUACAUCGUGAGUUGUGGAUAAAAGAGGAUGGCACAAUACCAAGCGCGCCAUACGUGCUUUCUAGAGAUCAACUCCAUUUGUUGUUCAGGUGGAUUUCUAAGCUUCAACCUCCUGACGGGUAA
Daucus carota subsp. sativus is the source of this 1875-nucleotide messenger RNA. RefSeq lists its product as uncharacterized. The record is from RefSeq and is a predicted model, not a curated record. The transcript has a single exon. NCBI's taxonomy places the organism in Eukaryota, Viridiplantae, Streptophyta, Magnoliopsida, Apiales, Apiaceae. Bases 1 to 1875 code for a protein of 624 amino acids.